AUGGCGUCAUCAAACGAACGUAUUUCAUCUAAUGUUAAUCUAAAUGAUUAUUUUAUAUAUUGUCCAUCAUUAUGUGAAAAAGAAGGACAGGAAAAUCGAAAAAUUCUUUAUUAUUAUCCAUCCGAUGUUGAUAUAGAUCGUCAAAUACGCACUGUUGGCUAUUGCGAAGGCUUAGUGAAAUUCACUGAAACGUUCGGUUUUGACGAUCCAUGUGACAGUGUACAUUUUCAAAAAACUCGUCUUCUAUUUUAUAAAAUUGAAAAUGAUAUUUGUAUAGCGAUGUCACUUCAUAUUCCUGUUGUCGAACGAAAAAAAGACGAUAAAUUCGUUACUGAAUAUUACGAUGAGAAUAUCAAUGAUAGAAUUAUGUUACCCAUUUUAAAAAUGUCAUAUCGAUAUUUUGUUUUACAACAUGGUACAAUGUCUACAACAAUUCAACAUGGUGGCGUAGAAGAAUUAAGAGUUGUACUUAAACAACAUUUUGAUAAGUUUAUUCAACAUCAUGUUCUUUCAAUGAUCCGAGAUGCAACAUUAGAUACAUCUUAUAUUGGCAUACAAUUUUUACCAGUUGAAAAAAAGCUCUAUUUAAAGCUACAAUCCAUUUUACGGCGAUUGGAAUUACGUUUUUCAUCACUAAAAGAAACUCUUUUUCUAUAUAAAGAUCAACUUAUAUGGAGCGGACUUUCUCAAGAAGAUACUAGUCUAGUUUAUUCAUUUUUCCGUCUUUAUUAUUGGCCACAUGUUAAAGUUUUACUCAAUUCAUCGACUACACAAUAUUUAACCAUUGACACAAAUGCUAAUCCAGCUGAUGAAUUAAUUAUUUCAGCCACUCCAACUAGUCAAAUUUAUCAAGCAUUUUUCCUGGGAAAUCCACCGAUGCCAUAUCGAGUUCUUGUAGUCAAUAUUAAUUUAAUAACAAUAUUUUCUUUCUUCCACGAUGACGGUGAUUCUACUAAUAUUGAAGAUAUGAAUACUCAAAUAGUUGAUGCAUUAAAAAAAGAUUUAGAUACAAUGCUACCUCAUUUUGAAGAACAUCUAAAGAAAAAAUAUCCAUCAGCAGAUAAUACUGUACGAACAGUUUAUUAUAAUAAAAUCAAUAUGGCAUACUCGUCAACUGUUGAUUGGACUCGUGAACCCGUUAAUUCUAUGGCUGGAAUUAUGAAUACAUUGGCAGAAGAUAUGCAAUGGUUUCAUCCAUCUGGUGAAAUCAUGGUUAAACGUGAAAAUGAUCCAUGGAUUAUAUCAAAGCGAUCGGAUAUGCGUGAAUUAUUAUUUGUAGUUAAUCAGAAAAAUGCAAACCUGAAAGAGAUUAGUGAUAAAGUCAAGCAAAUCUUUGCUACACAAUUCAGUAAUAUUUUACUCGUAGAGUGA
Rotaria socialis is the source of this 1371-nucleotide messenger RNA. NCBI's taxonomy places the organism in Eukaryota, Metazoa, Rotifera, Eurotatoria, Philodinida, Philodinidae. The record is from the annotation of a GenBank genome assembly.